GCUCAGCCAUUGGCUGACACCGUCACGUGCCCCUCCCCUAGCGUCCUCCGCCCUCUUGCCCCCCCUCCUGCGCACUGUACAUUCAUAACAUUUUUCUUCUCUGGUUCCAUGGAGGAAGUGAGAAAGUUGGCACGGUCACCCAGGGCUUCGCAGGACCAGGUCACUCAGUGACAGAUGGACAAUGCAAGAAUGAACUCCUUCCUGGAAUACCCCAUCCUCAGCAGUGGCGACUCGGGGACCUGCUCAGCGCGAGCCUACCCCUCGGACCUCGGGAUUACAACUUUCCAGUCGUGCGCGGUCAGUGCCAACAGCUGCGGCGGCGACGACCGCUUCCUAGUGGGCAGGGGGGUACAGAUCGGUUCGCCCCACCACCACCAUCACCACCCCCAGCCGGCUACCUACCAGACUUCCGGGAACCUGGGGGUGUCCUACUCCCACUCGAGUUGUGGUCCAAGCUAUGGCUCACAGAACUUCAGUGCGCCUUACAGUCCCUACGCGUUAAAUCAGGAAGCAGACGUAAGUGGUGGGUACUCCCAGUGCGCUCCCGCUGUUUACUCUGGAAAUCUCUCAUCUCCCAUGGUCCAGCAUCACCACCACCACCAGGGUUAUGCUGGGGGCGCGGUGGGCUCGCCUCAAUAUAUUCACCACUCAUAUGGACAAGAGCACCAGAGCCUGGCCCUGGCUACGUAUAAUAACUCCUUGUCCCCUCUCCACGCCAGCCACCAAGAAGCCUGUCGCUCCCCUGCAUCAGAGACAUCUCCAGCGCAGACCUUUGACUGGAUGAAAGUCAAAAGAAACCCUCCCAAAACAGGGAAAGUUGGAGAGUAUGGCUACCUGGGCCAACCCAACGCGGUGCGCACCAACUUCACUACCAAGCAGCUCACGGAGCUGGAGAAAGAAUUCCACUUCAACAAGUAUCUGACGCGCGCCCGAAGGGUGGAGAUCGCUGCCUCCCUGCAGCUCAACGAGACCCAAGUGAAGAUCUGGUUCCAGAACCGCCGAAUGAAGCAAAAGAAACGGGAGAAGGAGGGUCUCUUGCCCAUCUCUCCGGCCACCCCACCAGGAAACGACGAGAAGGCCGAGGAAUCCUCGGAGAAGUCCAGCUCUUCACCCUGCGUUCCUUCCCCGGGGUCUUCUACUUCAGACACUCUGACUACCUCCCACUGAGGCGGCACCAGCCCCAGACCACAGCCCAGGCAUCUUCUUGGGCUAGGACUUCUUACCCAAAGCACAUGCUUAGCUUACCUUUCUUUCCAUUUACAAUGUCUUUCUUUCUUUCUGAUCCUAUCUGGGAGCUCCUGGCCAGGAUAAUAUGUUUGCAGAUAAUUCUGGACCAGAGACUUGGUGAGGGUUAACACCUUAAUCCAGAUUGGGUGCCAGCAUCAAUUUUCUGGUGGGCCUUAACAUCCCUCCUGCUUUUAGGAGAAUUCACAGAACCUGCUGUUUCUUUCAGAUGCCCUUUUGAAAAAUAGUUCCCUUUGCCAACAGAAACAUGCCAGAGGGAAUCUUCUCAUCUUUUUAUCUAACUAUAUGUACAGCUCCCUUGCCCUUGAAAGUAGGAUAUAGUGAAAGAGAGUCCAGGAGCUCACGAAGAAGAGAUGCACUAUGUGAUUACACAACUAAUUCAUCCCCUAAUUUAAUUCAGUUUCCUGUGUGUGAGUUUGCUGGUUGUAAAUACUUUGUCCUGAGAGAUUUAUCUUUAUGCAGAUUUUCUAGAAAUGUUUAGAUUAGGUUACUAAAACAGGGUGGGCAAACUCUCAAAACUGGUACAAUUUUAUAUGUGCUUAUAGGUGAAAGAACAAAUUCCCUCAUUUAAACCCAAUCAGAUGCCUCAGAGGGUAGCCUCAAUUUGUUCUUACAGUUAAGAAGGCCUGGAGAGCACAAAGUUUAGAAACCAUGCUUCCUGUGCUAAGUCUCUCCUAAUCCCUAUACCUUUCUUCUCCGGCCACCCUCCGUUUAAAAUUUGUGCUGGAUAAUCCAGAACCUAAAAGUAUUAUUCAAACCAACUUCUUCCUUCCACAGUUAUCUUAGUUGGAUAUGUUGUAUUUUCAGCUCACUUGUUAAUGUGAUGGAUGGCACAACGAAUGUAUAUUUUGUGUGAUUCGUGAAUAGUCUUUUGCAUGUCGCACCAUGUUUGAUGUUCCCGAAGUACCACACUGAGUUCUAUCAGUUAUCCUUUGUGAGCCUAUGAUAUUCCCCAUUUCCUGUACAAUCAUGAACAGCUCUGAGAUUCUAGAGUGAUAUGAUCCAGAGCAGAGUUUACGGGUCUUAGGAUGUCUGUAAUAAAUAAAUAUACUCAA
Cebus imitator (Panamanian white-faced capuchin) is the source of this 2300-nucleotide messenger RNA. RefSeq names its product homeobox A1 (gene HOXA1). The record is from RefSeq and is a predicted model, not a curated record. The transcript is spliced from 2 exons. Gene Ontology annotation, molecular function: RNA polymerase II cis-regulatory region sequence-specific DNA binding; DNA-binding transcription factor activity, RNA polymerase II-specific. Lineage: Eukaryota; Metazoa; Chordata; Mammalia; Primates; Cebidae. Gene Ontology annotation, cellular component: nucleus. Bases 175 to 1167 code for a protein of 330 amino acids. Gene Ontology annotation, biological process: regulation of transcription by RNA polymerase II.